This is a messenger RNA of Betta splendens (Siamese fighting fish), 1676 nucleotides long. RefSeq names its product eukaryotic translation initiation factor 6 (gene eif6). Gene Ontology annotation, cellular component: nucleolus; preribosome, large subunit precursor; cytosol. The coding region runs from base 168 to 908 and encodes 246 amino acids. The transcript is spliced from 7 exons. Gene Ontology annotation, molecular function: ribosomal large subunit binding. The record is from RefSeq and is a predicted model, not a curated record. Gene Ontology annotation, biological process: maturation of 5.8S rRNA; cytosolic ribosome assembly; maturation of LSU-rRNA. NCBI's taxonomy places the organism in Eukaryota, Metazoa, Chordata, Actinopteri, Anabantiformes, Osphronemidae.
ACCUUUUAUUGAAUAAAGACCGAAUUCGUCAUGACGUCUCGUGCGUCUUUACGUCAUAACGUCAACGUCCUGACGUAAACACGUGGGGAGAAAGGAAACUCAGCCACGCUCGUUUGGAGGCCACGAACUUUAUUCCGGAUCAGAAGUUAAGCGUCGUCUCCGUCAUCAUGGCUGUCAGAGCAUCGUUUGAGAAAAACAACGAGAUCGGCUGCUUCGCCAAGCUGACGAACACGUACUGUCUGGUGGCCAUUGGAGGUUCGGAGAACUUCUACAGUGUGUUUGAAGGGGAGCUGUCAGAAACCAUCCCAGUGGUCCAUGCGUCCAUAGCCGGGUGUCGCAUCAUUGGGAGGAUGUGUGUGGGAAACCGUCACGGCCUUUUGGUCCCAAACAACACAACCGAUCAGGAGCUGCAGCACAUCAGAAACAGUCUGCCAGACUCUGUGAGGAUCCAGAGGGUGGAGGAGAGGCUGUCUGCUCUUGGUAACGUCAUCGCCUGCAACGACUACGUAGCGCUGGUUCAUCCCGACAUUGACAGGGAAACGGAGGAGAUCAUUGCAGACACACUGAAGGUGGAGGUUUUCCGUCAAACGAUAGCAGAGCAAGUUCUGGUCGGCUCGUACUGCGCAUUCAGCAACCGGGGUGGCCUCGUCCACCCUAAGACGUCCAUAGAAGACCAGGACGAGCUUUCGUCUCUGCUCCAAGUUCCCCUGGUGGCCGGCACAGUUAACCGGGGCAGUGAGGUGAUUGCGGCGGGGAUGGUGGUGAACGACUGGUGCGCGUUCUGUGGCCUGGACACCACCAGCACAGAGCUGUCCGUCAUCGAGAGCGUCUUCAGACUCAGCGACACGUCGCAGCCCUCGGACUUCGCCACCAGCAUGAGGGACUCGCUCAUCGACAGCAUGGCCUAAGCCUCAUCUGCGGUGUCCUGCUGAAAGGAGCUCAGCUGCAGUUCAACCAGCCUCAAACAAGAGCUCAACAAUCUGCUGGACCUCGUCAGCGUACACGCUCCCUCCACACGAUGUGGCUCCCUCUGCAGCCGCAUAACAUUCAUUGUGUGCUCUCUUUUUUUUUUUUUCCAACGCUUCCUAAAUCCUCCUGGUGGCGUCAGUCAGUUUCAGAUCAGAGAAAAACCCCGCAGUCAAAACAGGUACAGCUUCCGCAUCCACCACUUCCUGUUCAGUUUACAUUCAAGACAAUGAAGACAGUCGUUGUUCGUGUAGUGAUGUUUGCUAAAGGCCUUUUGUUUCAUCAAGGAACACACUGUGUGAAAGUGCAGUUAGAUACUGGAGAAGCUAACCUGCCUGGCGCUAAAGUAAUGGCAGGUUCCAAAGAGCAACAGUAUCCAUGUCUGUUUCCAUCAACUCGGUUUAAAUCAAUUACUUUUGUGCCUGUAUCAUUAAAAAGUCCCAGUUUAAAAUAGCGUGUAAUCUGUUCUGGGUGGAGACAGUGUCGGCAGCAGUUGUAGAGGUUUCUAAUUUCUUUAUUAACUCUAAUACAUGAUAUCUGAAUAGCUGAAUGACAAGCCGCUGUUGAAUUUGUGAUGAAAUCUCAUAUAAAGUAUACUGAAGCUUUAGGUGAGGCUUUGUGACAGCAGACGACACUGAAGCUCAGCCUUUGGGUUUUACUGUAACAAAUCACGCCUCAUCUGUAAAAUGUAAUAAAUUGUCCUGUUUUUA